UCCUUCAUCGAAUGGUUACGAGGCAGACAUGCACCAAAACGGCGGGUAUUUUACUUACAUGCAGUGGUGGAUGAUGCUGAUUGGAAUCUGGAGGCUUGAUACUGAAGAUCUUCCCAAUUAUAAGAAGAAGAUUCACAGAGUGUACUCGUUUGUAAUUCAAAUAGUCGCUUCGUCGCCGACAGUAUCUUUUGCAAUUGCGGUUCCUGGAUUACUGAAAACAAAUAUCACCAUGGCAAUCGGCAACAUUGGUAUCAUCAUAAUGGUCGGCAUGAUAGUAGUUAAAAUGAUAAUGUGUCAGUCGAAAUCCGUUACCAAACUUCUCCAACUUGCGUUACGGCUCGAUAGGCAAAUCAGAGCACAGAGGGAGCCAGAAAUGCAAUUAAUAUACCGGCAGCACGUAAAGUUCGAUGAUAAACUAGUGGCGUUGAUCGCUGUAUCUGGACUCUUAAUGGGAAUUUGCGUGGUGGUGUAUGGUGACGUUGCAUGCUACGUCUUCUUCAAGCAGAAUAAGGAAAGAAACACCACAGAAGUACCCGUAAUUGUAAACUAUUGGUAUCCAUUCGAUAAGAAAAAAUACUACACGUUCGUACUAAUUGACCAAAACAUUCGACCCACGCUCUCUUGUAUAUGUAUCGGAGUGGUCAGCGCUUUCGUUAACUGCAUCAUUAUGUUCGUGAGAUUGCAACUGAAACUGCUGCAGUACAGUUUCAGGAACUUUCACCGGUUUCCUACGCACGGCGUCCAUUUGGAGACCGUGAAGAAUACGUUAAGGGUGUUGUGCGUCAGACACCAGCAGCUCAUCCAAUACGUAGAGGACCUCAACGAGUCUUUCAAAAAUAUUUUACUGCUGGAGUACAUAGUGUCUGCGGUUUUGCUGGCAGCACUGAUUUUGCAGAUAACAGGGGGGAAUCAACCACUUUUAAUCUGUUUGGUCUUAUUGAUAUGCAUCGUUCAAUUGCUCACUUUUGCAUGGAGUGCAAACGAAAUAACUGUCCAGAGUUCGGAAUUGGCUAGAGCCCUCUUUGAAAGCAAAUGGUAUGACCAAAAUACCCCGGCAAAGUUAAUGACGCAAAUCAUGAUGAUGAGGUGUCAGAAACCGCUAAGUCUGCGUAUCGGCCCAUUUGGAGUUAUGGAUUUGAACGUCGGAUUAUCGAGGCUCAAACUGGGAUAUUCGUAUACAUCCCUUAUGACUGGAGAUUGAUAUUUAAAUAUUAUUAAUAUUUGAAAUUUUUCUCUUUUUUUUAUCGUAAUGAGUUAUACAAAAAAUAAAAGUUAUAAUUUAGCUAGCAAUUGUAAGCUGUAAAACUAGCACAUAUUAAAUAUAUUCUUAAAAGUUCAAUGAAGAUGGCAGUAAUUUAAAAAAUAAU
Molecule: messenger RNA, 1367 nt
Organism: Cylas formicarius (sweet potato weevil)
Lineage: Eukaryota; Metazoa; Arthropoda; Insecta; Coleoptera; Brentidae
Product: odorant receptor 49b-like
Exons: 7
Coding region: 29-1201 (390 amino acids)
Biological process (GO): sensory perception of smell; detection of chemical stimulus involved in sensory perception of smell
Cellular component (GO): plasma membrane
Molecular function (GO): odorant binding; olfactory receptor activity
Source: RefSeq, a predicted model, not a curated record